Molecule: messenger RNA, 1954 nt
Organism: Homo sapiens (human)
Lineage: Eukaryota; Metazoa; Chordata; Mammalia; Primates; Hominidae
Gene: TNFRSF14
Product: TNF receptor superfamily member 14
Exons: 5
Coding region: 601-1398 (265 amino acids)
Biological process (GO): tumor necrosis factor-mediated signaling pathway
Cellular component (GO): tumor necrosis factor receptor superfamily complex; plasma membrane
Source: RefSeq, a predicted model, not a curated record
GGGCAGGUGGGCUAGCCAUGAACAGAAGAGGAAGCUGGAGUGCUUUGGGGGUUCAUGCAUGUAGGCUGGGAUUUGGGGCUCACACCUCAACCUGCAUGCCCAGUUCCAUGCCCCUCCCCUCUUGUGAAAGCACCUGUCUACUUGGGCUGAGGAUGUGGGGGCACAGGUGGCAGGUGAGGCUGCCCUCAGGAGGGGCCCAGGCCCAGCUUGUACCCCACCUCCACCAGUACCUGAAGAAGUGGGGCUCUCACCCUACCUGCCUCUGCCAUUGGAAUGGCCUGGUUUGCACAGAUGGGAAACCCGUUUGCGGGGUGGGUGUCUGGGUGGGCACGUGGGGCGAGGACCUGCCUGCGGGACCCUGCCCUGGAACUGACAGUGCAAGCUCGGCGUCCUGCCCAUCUGGGCAGAAGGCUGGUUUCUCCCAUCAACGAAGCCCUCCCAGGACCUUCCUGCAAGCCCUCGUCCCACACGCAGCUCUGCCGUCCCUUGGUGUCCCUCCCGGCCUCAGGUCCUCCAUGCUGGGUACCUCUGGGCACCUCGUUUGGCUGAGCCAGGGGUUCAGCCUGGCAGGGCGCCCUGGCAGCAGUCCUUGGCCUGUGGAUGCUGUCCUGGCCCGUGGAUGGUGUCCCGGCCUCCACGUACCCCUCUCAGCCCCUCCUCUUGGACUCCAGCCAUGGGCCUGCGCGCGAGCCGGAACUGCUCCAGGACAGAGAACGCCGUGUGUGGCUGCAGCCCAGGCCACUUCUGCAUCGUCCAGGACGGGGACCACUGCGCCGCGUGCCGCGCUUACGCCACCUCCAGCCCGGGCCAGAGGGUGCAGAAGGGAGGCACCGAGAGUCAGGACACCCUGUGUCAGAACUGCCCCCCGGGGACCUUCUCUCCCAAUGGGACCCUGGAGGAAUGUCAGCACCAGACCAACCGAGCUUGGAAAAGUCAGACAGACCUCUGAGGUCUCAUCCUGGAGCUGCCACCAGCCCAGCCUCCCUGGGACCUGUCUUCACUGCCUGGGGCCCUGGGAGCCAGGGAGGCUCCCUGAGGCUGAGUGAACACUGGGCGCUGCACCUGCCUCUCCCACGUCCUCGGCCCCACUCCCGCAGGUGCAGCUGGCUGGUGACGAAGGCCGGAGCUGGGACCAGCAGCUCCCACUGGGUAUGGUGGUUUCUCUCAGGGAGCCUCGUCAUCGUCAUUGUUUGCUCCACAGUUGGCCUAAUCAUAUGUGUGAAAAGAAGAAAGCCAAGGGGUGAUGUAGUCAAGGUGAUCGUCUCCGUCCAGCGGAAAAGACAGGAGGCAGAAGGUGAGGCCACAGUCAUUGAGGCCCUGCAGGCCCCUCCGGACGUCACCACGGUGGCCGUGGAGGAGACAAUACCCUCAUUCACGGGGAGGAGCCCAAACCACUGACCCACAGACUCUGCACCCCGACGCCAGAGAUACCUGGAGCGACGGCUGCUGAAAGAGGCUGUCCACCUGGCGGAACCACCGGAGCCCGGAGGCUUGGGGGCUCCGCCCUGGGCUGGCUUCCGUCUCCUCCAGUGGAGGGAGAGGUGGGGCCCCUGCUGGGGUAGAGCUGGGGACGCCACGUGCCAUUCCCAUGGGCCAGUGAGGGCCUGGGGCCUCUGUUCUGCUGUGGCCUGAGCUCCCCAGAGUCCUGAGGAGGAGCGCCAGUUGCCCCUCGCUCACAGACCACACACCCAGCCCUCCUGGGCCAGCCCAGAGGGCCCUUCAGACCCCAGCUGUCUGCGCGUCUGACUCUUGUGGCCUCAGCAGGACAGGCCCCGGGCACUGCCUCACAGCCAAGGCUGGACUGGGUUGGCUGCAGUGUGGUGUUUAGUGGAUACCACAUCGGAAGUGAUUUUCUAAAUUGGAUUUGAAUUCGGCUCCUGUUUUCUAUUUGUCAUGAAACAGUGUAUUUGGGGAGAUGCUGUGGGAGGAUGUAAAUAUCUUGUUUCUCCUCAAA